AUAUAUAUCAGUGCUUCAGGUAUAGUGAACAUACCUCCGAAAUGUGACAUCUUAAAUACUAAGUAGACGAGACUCUAUAUAGUAAAGUAAAUACAGCGUAUAUUUAAGUGAAAGUUUGUGACAUUAAGGAUGGCACAGGCUGAACUUGACUGCAAACAAUGUCAUAAUGAACAAAAAGACGAAGUGACAGACAAAAAAUAUGAAACUCAGAAUAUUGAAUCAAUUGAGGAAAAAGCACAAGUGGAAUAUAAUUUAAGGAGAAGUUCUUUAGUUAAUCGGGUUGUAAGUGAACGACUGCGUAAAGAACCCAGGAAACCAAAACCAAAAUCAAAACCUCCACCACUAAGUAAAUAUCGGCGGAGAUCAGCGAAUGCACGCGAACGAACUCGAAUGGUAGACAUCAAUGAUGGUUUUGCUGAACUCAGAGGUGUUUUACCAACAAUCGAAGCAAGCUCAAAAAUGACAAAAAUUACAACUUUAAGGUUAGCUCUCAAUUAUAUAUCUGCUUUACGACAUACUUUAGGAUAUGAAAAUGAUGUUGAUGGAAACUCUGACGCUGCCUCAACGCGAUCUGUGUCAUAUGAUGAUAUGGCUUCAGACGCUGCAUCAUUGCCAUCAACAAGCUCCUCCUCAGGGGAUGAACAUUGUCAAAGUCCAAUGGAUGGAGAUUUCCUUAGUUCUGAUGAUUUACUCACAGGUGAUAUGGACUUGAUAAACUUUGAUCCUAGUGCUGAAUUAUUGUUAACGUAAAGUGACAGUGAGACAAUCACAAGUGUAUCCAACUUAUUUUAUUGAUAUUGUUUUAUAAUAUCGGGAACAAUUACGGACUUCAGGAAGAACAUUGUUAAUCAAUCGUAAGUUAUGUCAGGGACUUUCUCUCAUCAUAUAUUGUUCUAUAUCACGGGCAUCACUUCAUUUAUUGUUAUUUCAUAGUUUACCUUUUCAAACUUUGUCUCAUGUCGCUAUAUGAAGAUAUUUUUGUUUUAUUUUACGGAGUUUAACUUAUGUGAAAUGUUGUCGGAUGGGAAUAGUAUACUCGGCAUUAGAGUUAUUGGUUUCAUCCAAAAAGGCAAGGAAAUAUUUUUGUAAUUAUUUAUUAUUGUUAUUUUUACAUUUUGUAUGCAUUAAAGAUUAUUGAUA
Messenger RNA from Mytilus trossulus (common blue mussel), 1140 nucleotides. Its product is annotated as neurogenin-1-like. Gene Ontology annotation, molecular function: E-box binding; protein dimerization activity; DNA-binding transcription factor activity, RNA polymerase II-specific. Gene Ontology annotation, cellular component: nucleus. The record is from RefSeq and is a predicted model, not a curated record. Lineage: Eukaryota; Metazoa; Mollusca; Bivalvia; Mytilida; Mytilidae. Gene Ontology annotation, biological process: positive regulation of transcription by RNA polymerase II; axon development; sensory organ development. Bases 130 to 750 code for a protein of 206 amino acids. The transcript has a single exon.